AUGGAGAAGUUGGCAUUUGCCUUAAUAACAUCGUCAAGAAAAUUGCGACCUUAUUUCCAGGCUCACAGUAUUGAAGUUUUGACGAACUACCCCUUAAGGCAAGUUCUGGCAAAACCAGAAGCAUCGGGCAGAUUGUUGAAGUGGGCGAUGGAGUUGAUAUGGGGGAUUGACUUAAUCGGCGAGUUACCUAAAGGGAAAGGUGGAGUCAAAUAUGCGGUAGUCACAGUGGAUUACUUCACGAAAUGGGCCGAAGCCAAAGCACUCGCAACCAUCACAGCAACAAAAUUGCACGAGUUUGUAUAUACCUCCAUAAUUUGUCGCUUUGGUAUUCCAUACAAGCUUAUCUCAGACAAUGGAAGACAGUUUGAUUGUAAGGAGAUGCGACAACUAUGCGACGAUUUGGGAAUUAAAAAGGCAUUCUCCGCGGUUGCUUACCCGCAAAGAAAUUGA
Cannabis sativa is the source of this 450-nucleotide messenger RNA. RefSeq lists its product as uncharacterized. Lineage: Eukaryota; Viridiplantae; Streptophyta; Magnoliopsida; Rosales; Cannabaceae. Gene Ontology annotation, molecular function: nucleic acid binding. The transcript is spliced from 2 exons. Gene Ontology annotation, biological process: DNA integration. The record is from RefSeq and is a predicted model, not a curated record. Bases 1 to 450 code for a protein of 149 amino acids.